Messenger RNA from Arctia plantaginis, 3478 nucleotides. NCBI's taxonomy places the organism in Eukaryota, Metazoa, Arthropoda, Insecta, Lepidoptera, Erebidae. The record is from the annotation of a GenBank genome assembly.
AGUCACACCCCAGCCCCACCCCCGAGCCACCCACCCCCCCGCCAGACCCAUACCCACCCAGCCCCAUCCCCACCCCCCACACACACCCCCGCCCCCCCCCCCCCCCCCUCCCGCCCCCCCCAGACCCAACCCCACCCCCACCCCCAUCCCCCCCCCACCCUCCCCCCCACCCCCACCCCCCCCCCCCCCCCCCAGCCCAGGCCCCGCCCCCCCCCAGCCCCCCCAGCCAGCUAGCCCCAGGCCCCCAGCCCCACCCCGAGCCCACCCACCAGCCAUCCACCAGCACCCCCCCCCCCCCAGCCUGCCCCUCCACCCCCCCCCCAGGCCCAGCGCCCCACCCCACCCACACCCCCCCCCCAGCACCCCGCAGCCCACCCCAGCCCCAGCAGCUCCCCCCCACCCCCCCCACCUCGCCCCCCCCUCCAGACCAGCCCCCCAGCCCCCCCCCACCCCACACAGCCCACCCCCAGCACACCCACAGAGCCCCACCCCUCACCCAGCCCACAGCCCCCAAGCCCCCACCAAAGCCCCAGCCCCCCCCCCCCCAGACAGCCCCCCCCCCCCCCCCCAGCCCCUCCCGCACACCACCCACCCCACCCCCACACCCGAGCCCCAGCACCCCCCCACGCCAGCCAGUCCCCCCCAACCCCAGCAGCCACCACGCCCCCCCACAGCCCCCCCCCUCCCCCCACCGCCACCCCCACCCCCCAGCCCCCACAGCACCCACCCCACCCCCCCAGCCCCCCCCCAUCCACCCCAGCCCACCACCCCCCAGCCCCAUCCACCCCGCCAGCCACCCUCAUCCACCCCCCCCACCACCCCCCUCCAGGCCACCCCCCCCCCCCCCCCCACCCCCCCACCCCCCAGCCCCCCCCCAGCACCCACCAGCCCUCCCCCCCACCCCCCCACCUCCCCCCGAGCCCCCCCCCCCCCACAGCAGCCCCCCCCCCCCCCAGAGCCCCAGCAGCCCCACCCCCAGCACCCAGCAGCCCCCACCGCCCGCACCCCCAGCACCCCCACGCCAGCCACCCCCCCAGCACCCCCCACACCCCCCAGCCCACCCCAGCCCCCCCCACCCCAUCAGCCCAGCCACCUCCCCACCCCCCAGCCCCCCCCCCACCCCAGCCCCCCCCCCCCCCCAGCCACACCAGCACGCCCCCCCAGCCCCCCCCCCCAUCCCACAAUCCCAGCCCCCCCCCCCCCCCCACCAGCCAGCAGACACCCCCCCCCCCCACCACACGCCCCCACCAUCACACCAGCCAACCCCCCCCCCCCCCCCCCGCACCAGCCCCACCCCCACCCCCGCCCCACCCAGCCCCCCCCCCAGCAGCGCCCACACACCCCCCAGCCAGCCCCCCAGCCCCCAUCGCAGAGCCAGCCCCCCCCCAGCGAGCAUCCACCCCCCCAGCACCCCCCCCCCCACCCCCCUCAGCACCCCCCCAGCCCAAAGCCCCCCCCCCCACCCCCCCCCCAGCACCCCCCCGCCCAGCCCCCACCAGCCCCCCCCAGCCCCCCCCCCCCACCCAGCACCACAGCCCCCUCCCAGCCCCCCUCCAAGCAGCCCCAAGUCGCCCCCCAGCCACCACACCACCCCAUCCCCCGCCCCCCCCCCAUAGCAUCCCCCCCCCAGCCCACCCCCACCCCCCAGCCCCCCCCAUCAGCCCCCUCCUCCCCCCCCACCCCCCCACCAGCCCCCAGCCCCCAGCCAGCCAGCCCUCUAGCCCAGCCCCCCCAGCCCCGCCCGCCCCCCAGCCCAGCCCCCAGCCCUAGUACCCCCACCCUCCACAGCCCCCCCAGUCCCCCCCACCCCCCACCACCCCACCCAAAGCGCCAAGCCACCCCCAUGCCCCCCACCCGCAGCUUCAGCAGCACCACCCCACCGCCAGCACCCAGCAGCCAGCCACCCCCCAGAGGCAGGCCCCCCGCAGCAAGCCCCCGCCCCCAUCCCCCCAGCCCCACCCCACCACCCCACACUCACCAGCCAGCCCCCACCACCGGCCCCCAGCCCCCAGACCCCCCCCCAUCCCAGUCACCCCCCCCCCGCCCCCCAGCCCCUCCCCCCAGCCACCCCCCCCCGAGACACUCCCCCCUCCCCCCCCACAGGCAGACCCCCCUCCCCCCCACAGCACAGCCCCCUACCUCCCACCGCCAGCCCCCCACCCCCCCCCCCCCACACCGCCCCCCACCAGCCCCCCCCCCACAGCCACACCCCCCACAGCCCCCCCCCCCCCAAGCCAUGCCAGCUCCACCCCCCCCAGCACCGCCCCCCCCUAGCUCUACCAGCCCAUCCCCCCCCCACCCCCCCACCCCCAGCACCCGCAGCCAGCCCGGCACAUCACCCCACCACGCCCCCAGCUCCAGCCCCCCAGCAGCCCCCCACCCCCCCCCCCCCCCAGGCCCCCCCCCCAACCCCCCCCCCGCCCACCCCCCCCCCCCACCACCCCCCACCCCCAGCCAGUCCCACCCACAGCCACACGCCCCACCAGCCCCCCCCCCCCAGCAACAGCCCCUCCCCAGCCCCAGCAGCUUAGAGCCCCCAUCUCAGCCCAACCCCCCCCACCAGCCCAUCCCAGCCCCACCCCACCUCCACCCCCAGCCAGCCCUCCCAGCCCCCAGCCCCCAACAGCCACCCACCCCCCCCCCCCCCCCCCCCCCCCCCCCCCCCCACCACCCCACCCCAGCCCAGCACACACACCCGCCCCCAGCCCCACCCCCCCCCCAGCCCCACCCAGCAGGGAGCCCAGACAGCCAACAACCCACCCCCCCACCCUCCCCCCCCCCCCACCCAUGCCCCCACACCCCCUACCCCACCCCCCCCCAGCCCCCUCCCACCACACCGCCCAGCACCCCCCAGCCCCAGGCCCCCGAGGCACCCCCCAACCCCAGCAGCCCCAGCAGCAUGCACCCCACCCCCCCAGCCCCCCCCCACCCCCACCCCCCACAGCCCCCCCACCCACCAACACCCCCCCAGCCACCCCCCCCCCCCCCCCACCCCCCCCCCAGCCCCCCCCCCCCCCCCCCCCCACCAGCUGCCCCCCCACCCCCCAGCAGCAGCCCCCCCCCGCCCACCCCCAGCCAGGUGACGCCCCCCACCCCCCCCCCCCCCCCAGCACCCCACCCGACCCCCAGCACCACCCCCCCACCCCCUUCCGCGCAGCCCCCCCCCCCCCCACACCCCCCCAGCCCCCCCACCCCCAGCCCCCCCAGGCCCAGCCCCCCCCCGACACCCCCCCUCCCCCCCACCCCCCAGCCAUCCCCACCCCCGCCCCACCCCCAGCCCCGCCAGCACACCAGACCAGCCCCCGCCCCACCACCACAGCCCAGCCCCCCCUCCCCAGCAACCCCCAGCCCACCAGCCCGAGCACCCCCCCCCAGCACCCCAACCGCAGCCCCUCAGCCAACCACCAUCCCGCCACCACCAACAGAAGCAGAUCACGCACCCCCCCACCCACCAGCCCCGCCCCACCCCAUCACCUAG